Oxyura jamaicensis (ruddy duck) is the source of this 990-nucleotide messenger RNA. RefSeq names its product EF-hand calcium-binding domain-containing protein 12-like. The record is from RefSeq and is a predicted model, not a curated record. Lineage: Eukaryota; Metazoa; Chordata; Aves; Anseriformes; Anatidae. The transcript has 2 exons. The coding region runs from base 89 to 721 and encodes 210 amino acids.
CAGGUCCAUGGCCAGGCACAGCUGUGGCACGGCUGUGUCAGAGCUGGACACUGCUACACCUGCAACAUGAGCCAAGGGCUGAGCUGAAAUGGGGCUCAUGAGCCCAGGGCAGAGAGUGUGGGAAGAGGCCCCAUGUGAAGUUGGCCAGGGCCAUCAUGUCCUCUCAGUACGUGCUGGACCAUCAUGUCUUCCUCCUUUCCAGGGUGGGGACAUCUUUUCUGCCCCCUCCUGGUCAGUAUCACUCACCAAACCCAGAGGUGACCUGGAUCGGACGGGGAGAGACAGCAGGGGGACAAGCUUGGGGCAACAGGAGAACAGAGUUUUCUUGGAUAAAUAUGUUCAGCAUUGGCAGUCCAUACACCACUGCUUUUCUCUGUGCGCUUUGUCAACAGGCCUGCUGCACCCAGGAGACAAGAUCAUCCAAGAGGGAGAAGACCUGAGGAAGAUCAGGCAGCCUGGAGGAUACUACAGCACAGGACAUGCUGACGCCACAUCUUCUCUGAGCAUGUCCAAGUCCAAAAGUGCAUCAGGAAAACAGGCCAAAGAGGCAGAAAACAGGCCUCUUGAGAAGAAUAAGAAUCAAAAGUCAAGCGACAAUAACUUCUGGCCAGGCCAUCUCCUGGACAAGAUGCGCCUGUACUUUCCAGAUAAGGAGCUUGACAGGGCACAUGCCUUGUUUAGCUAUGUUCACCCAACCAGGCCUGCCUACCAUGGUAUCUAAAACCCUGGCUACAGCUCGCUCGUCAGAGCCAGGCUACUUGGCCUCUAGAGACACUGCAUUUGAGAAAACUCAUUUCACCUGAAGUUCUUCUGGCAGCAUGAGAUGUGUGCACAGCUUUGUGACUCAUCAGGUCAGCUCAUGGGAUCUGGGCCAAGUUCAUGGAGAACAUCAUCAACUAUCCUGAGUUGGAAGGGGUUCACAAGGACUGACCAUCAAGUCUAACAGCUGGCUUCACACAGGACUACCUAAAAAUUAAACCAUAUAUCUGA